AGCACAAAGGCGGAGUUAGAAAAAGUUUAACUAGCGGCUGUGCGGAGGGGCAGCUGAUUGCCGGAGACAGAAGAGACAAAACGCUUGCUACUCCUACCUCCUACCAAGACAGUAAAAAUUGCGUCAAUUAACUGAGCAUGCUGUUACAAUGCUCCUCUCUGAAACACAUCUGCCUACAAGUACUUUUUCCAACGCAGUGAGUUACCAGGAAAAGUAACCUUCAUGUAUCAUUUAACAAGAGGAUUAAAUGGAAGGAAUGUUAGAUGUAGGAAAUUAAUGUUUUCCUGAGGCAUUUAAAAGAUGUCAGAAACGUCUUCAAUCAACUCCAGCUCGGUAGUUUCCAAACAACGAGUCUUGCAACUCGCCCUUCGCGGAGAAUGGAUUGCACUCGAACAGACAAUCAAAGGUCUGGACAAGGGAGACUCAGAAAUUUCCCAGUUCGACGAGGAGUCUGGCCUGAGUCUACUGAUGAUUGCAGUCAAAGAAAACCGUCUAACUAUCGUUGACAGGCUUCUGGAGUUGGGGGCAAGCCUUAGCGAGCGGACAAAGGACGGACGGACGGCAUUGCACGUGGCCGCCGCCCACUCCAAGGAUGAGAUCGUGAGGCUGCUGGUGAGGAGAGGGGAUCCCAACGCGCCGGGAGGGGCCAAAGAUCAGCUGGCCCUGCACUUUGCUGCGUCCCGACCCACUGGUGCCCUCAGCACUGUCCAGACCUUACUCAAGUAUUCCUGCAAAGAAGCCCGCCUUAUACCAGACAAGGAUGGCUGCAUUCCAUUGUUUCUCGCGGUUGAAGCUGGGAAUGUUGGAAUAGUCAAGGAGCUCCUUGGAGCCUUGACAGAACCUCAACUCAGGGCUCAGAGAAAGGGAGCUGGAGAUACUGCUCUCCAUGUCUGCUGCCGAAGAAAAGACACGGAAAUGGCAAAGCUCCUCGUGGAGCAUGGAGCCAACGUGGACAUCCAAAACGAUGAAGGACAGACUCCUCUCCAUGUGGCUGCCUGGGAGGGGGAUGAACUCAUGCUCAAGUUUUUCUACCAGUGCAAGGCCAACCCCAACAUUGUGGAUAAGCUGGACAGGUCCCCUUUGCAUAUCGCUGCAGAGCGAGGCCACACUAGCGUGGUGGAAGUCCUGACGGAGAAAUUCAAGUCCAAUGUGCUUGCUAGAACCAAGGAUGGUAGCACCCUGAUGCACAUCGCCUCUCAGUGUGGGCAUCCAGACACUGCCCUGGCAUUCCUGAAGAGAGGCGUGCCCCUGCACAUGCCCAACAAGUCAGGUGCAGUCUGCCUCCACGCGGCGGCGAAGCGGGGCCACACAGCGGUAGUGAAGGCGCUGCUCCUGAAGGGGGCACACGUGGACGCCACCACCAAGGACCGGCGCACUGCUCUCCACAUCGCCGUGCAGAGCUGCAAGCCCCUGGUGGUGCAAACGCUGCUGGGGUUCGGGGCCCAGGUCCAGCUCAAAGGGGGCCAGGCUUUGGAGACCCCUCUGCACAUCGCCGCCAGGGUAAAAGAGGGGGAGAAGGUGGCGGAGAUGCUUCUGAAGAGUGGGGCGGACGUCAACGCCGAACAAGAGAACGGAGAGACAGCCAUGCAUGUGGCCGCUCGCCACGGCAGCCUGCAGAUGAUGAGAGCUCUGAUGGAGGACGGCGGGGACCUCACCUGCCGUUCCAAGGCAGGCGAGAACCCUCUGCACAUUGCGGUGCGCCACUGCCACGCCCACGUCGUGCAGGAGAUCAUCUCUUACCUGGCCAACAGGAAGUGCCGGAAGGAGGCGGAGCUCUGCGUCAGUCAGGAGAACCAGGAGGGGGAGACGUCCCUGCACCUGGCGGCAGGGCUCAGCAAGGAAGGGACGCACUCGGAAGGAGAGGACGUCCGCAUCAUCAGGAUGCUCAUGGAAUACGGGGCCGACAUCACCGCGGCGACCAAAGAGUCUGGGGAGACGCCCCUGCAUUACUGCACCAGAGUGGGCAACACCGACUUGCUGCAGGAGAUGCUGAGCACCGUACCGCCCGGCCGGCUGCAGCACGCCGUCAACAAGCACGCCAAGAACGGCUGGUCGCCCUUGCUGCUGGCAGCGGAGAGGGGUCACAGCGAGGUCGUCCGGAUCCUGCUGCAGAACCACGCCAGGGUGGACGUUUUCGACGAGCACGGCAAGGCUGCCCUCCACCUGGCCGCCGAGAACGGGCACGAGGAGAUCGCCGAUGUGCUGCUGUCCCACAAGGCCUUCGUGAACGCCAAGACCAAGCUGGGCAUGACCCCCCUGCACCUGGGGGCCCAGAACGGCUCCACCGGCCUGGUGAGGCUGCUGGUGGAGGCGCACAUGGCCAGCAUCGACGCCCUCUCCCUGAGUAAACAGACACCCCUGCACCUGGCGGCCACCAGUGGACAGCUGGAGGUGUGCAGCAGCCUCCUGAACAUGGGGGCCGACAUCAACGCAGCGGACAUCCACGGACAGACCCCUCUCCACCUGGCGGCAGAGAAUGACCACUCGGAGGUGGUGACGCUCUUCCUGAAGCACCGCCCGGAGCUGGCAACCCUGGCCAACAUGGAGGGCGCCACCUGCACCCACAUCGCCGCCUCCAAGGGCAGCGUGGCCGUCAUCAAGGAGCUGCUCAAAUUCAACAAGGGGGGCAUGAUCUCGGCACACAACAAGACGAACAGCUCCUCCCCGCUGCACCUGGCAGCCGCUGGAGGGCACACGGAGGUGGUGAAGGUGCUGCUGGAGGCGGGCGCUUCGGCCGCCGAGGAGAACGCGGAAGGCAUGACGGCCAUCCAUUCUGCAGCAAAGAAUGGGCACACGCACAUCCUGGAUGUGCUCAAAGGCAGCAUCUCCCUCAAAACCAGCAGCACCAAGACAGGCCUGACUGCGCUCCAUGUGGCAGCCUGUUUUGGGCAGGUGGACUUCGUGCGGGAGAUGCUCACCAGGGUGCCGGCCACCCUGCGCAGCGAGGCCCCGAGCGCCAGCGGCUGGGAAGGGGCACCUGGGCGCCAGCAGCCCCCCGAGUCAGGGUACACUCCUCUGCACCUGGCUGCGCAGUCGGGCCAUGAGAGCCUGGUGAGGCUGCUGCUGAACUCGCCCGGCGUUCAGGCGGACGCUGAGACCGACGUGCAGGGCUCCACCCCUCUCCACCUGGCAGCGCAGAACGGGCACACGGCCGUGGUCGGGCUCCUGCUCAGCCGGUCCAGCUCCCUGCUGCACCUGAAGGACCGGUGCGGCCGCACCUGCCUGCACCUGGCCGCAGCCAACGGGCACAUCGCCAUGGUGAGGGUUCUGCUGGGCCAGGGGGCGGAGAUCAACCACACCGACAAGAGCGUCUGGACUCCCCUGCACUACGCGGCCAAGUCCGGCUGCCUGGAGAUGGUGCGCUUCCUGGUGGAGAGCGGGGCGUCGGUGUGCCAGGAGUGCCGGGAUGGCAGGACGCCCAUCCAGUACGCCGCAGAGGAGAACCACCAGAGCACCGUCAGCUUCCUGCUGCGGAGAAGCAAUAACACCCUGCGAUUGGUGGAGGACAGGAAGUUCAUCUUUGACCUGAUGGUGUGCGGUAAGCUGAACAGCAACGCGGCGAUCGAGGAGUUUGUGCUGUACUCGGCCGCCCCGCUGGACACGGCGGUGAAGCUGUCCCGCGCGCUGGGCCUGGCCGCGCUCCGCGAGAAGGAGCGCUCCAUGGACCUGCUGAACGCCGCGCGCUACUGCGAGGGCAUCGCCGCCGAGCUGCUGACCGUGGCCUCGGGCGGCAAGAGCGCCGCCGCCAUCCUGCGGGCGCUGGACCACCGCGGCGCCAGCGUGCUGGACUGCCUGAUCGAGGGCCAGCAGAAGGCGGUGGUGGCGCACCCGGCCGUGCAGAAGUACCUGAGCGAGGUGUGGUGCGGCAGCCUGCGCUGGGCGUCCUGGAAGAUGGCGCUGCUCUUCUUCUGCCUGCUGGUGUGCCCGCCGCUCUGGCUGGCCGUGUCCCUGCCCCUGCGCCACAACUUCAACACCGUGCCCAUCAUCAAGUUCAUGAGCCACCUGGUGUCGCACAUCUUCCUCCUGUGCCUCUUCAUCCUCAGCAUCGUGUACCCGCCGGUGAACCCCGUGUACCUGGGCCGGCUGCUGCCGGGCUGGAGCGAGUGGCUGCUGCUGGCCUGGCUGUCGGGGAUGCUGGUGUCGGAGCUGACCCAGCCCGGGGAGCGGGCGGGGAUGGCCUGGAUCCGGGUGCUGGUGCUGGGCUUCUCGGCGGUGGGCUUCUUCUGCCACCUGCUGGCCUUCGCCUUCCCCGCGCCGGACCACCUGCACUGCCUCUUCGCCCGCAACAUCUUCCUGGCGGUGGCCAUGACGCUCAGCUUCGUGCAGCUGCUAGAGUUCCUCACCUUCCACCACCUGUUCGGCCCCUGGGCCAUCAUCAUCAGGGACCUGAUGAAGGACCUGGGCCGCUUCGCCGUCAUCCUCGUCCUCUUCCACACGGCCUUCACCAUGAACCUGUCGGCCGUGUACCAGCCGGUGUACCCGCCCGACCCGUCCACCGGGGGCAACGGCACGGCGACGCAGACGCCGCUGGACAUCUCCAUCCAGCUCUUCUUCGCGCUCUUCGGCCUGAUCGAGCCCGACUCCAUGCCCCCCCUCGGCCGCUCGCCGCCCUUCGCCGGGGUGGUGACGCACGUGGUCUUCGGGAUCUACCUGGUGGUGACGGUGAUCGUGCUGGUCAACCUGCUCAUCGCCAUGAUGAGCGACACCUACCAGCGCAUCCAGGCGCAGUCCGACACCGAGUGGAAGUUCGGCAGGGCCGUGCUCAUCCGGGACAUGAACCGCAAGUCCGGCACCCCGUCCCCUUUCAACCUCUUCACCCACCUCUUCUUCUACAUCAAGAUGCUCUGCAAACACGGAGGAAAGGUCUGCUCCUCCGAGGCCAGGGACCUGAUGUCCGAGGAGGAGGAGGUGGACGGGCUCUCGGACACUCGCUCUCUGGACGUGCUGGCGCACACGUCUGUGGGCUGGAUGAGAGGCAACAAGAGGACUCAGAUUCUCCCAGAAGGUGGCUUCAGGUCCCCCAGGCAGAGCGGACAGGUGCGUGUGGAGCAGGUGACUGAUUGGCAGGCGGUUGCCCUGCGUUACCUGGCCCUGCGGGGACAGAGCGACGGCACCCUGCUGGAGAGGGACGUCGCCCCCCACAAGGAAGCGUCCACGGCUCAGUGGCCUCGCGGCCUCUCAAACGCAGUCUCCUAACCGGGGGGGGGGGGACCCCGACCCCGACCCCGACCCACAGCCUCCUCAUACUGUCUGAUUCAGCAGCCCUUGUUGGUAUAACAGUUCCUGUGGGACAGAUACCUUUACAAAUAAAUUUUACAGUUUAAGGUUCAUCUGAAGGCCAUGAAACACCUAUUUCAACAUUUUCGGGAGCAAGCCCUUAACUCAUUUUUAUAAUUUACGACACUUGUCUCCGUCCAGCUCAAGGCCUCAACAUAUUUUUCGCCAAGGUACAAAAAGCUGAAGAGUUCCAGGCUUGAGUAUGAGAGCAGAGGCCUGCCGAUAUUCUGAGCACUGCCCAUAGGCCAGAUUGGGCCCGUUUUAAAGCACUCUGGAAUAACAAGGUAAUGAAUUUACUCUGCCUGUCAGACUUGCACACAGGGUUAGGAGGAUUAUUUUGACAAAGUAUUCCAUCACCGAAUACUGAACUCUCAGUUCUGGCUGUAAUGCACCCUUUGUAGGCACUCCUAAUGAGUUCAUCUUUAUAGCUUUUACAAACUUUCUUUCUCUUCGCUCAGCACAAUAGCGAAGGCAUGUUUAAUGUGGCAAUAAUUUACUGCUGUCUAUUGCAGUUUUGACCUGGCAUUGCACAGUUAGAUUCUUCUGUGUCCUCAUGCUGAAACACAUUUUACAUUUUUCUUCAUUCCACUUACUACUGUUCAGUAUGGUUUAAAUGAGCUACGAGGCUAAAGGACCUUCCCUAGACUAAGUGCAAAUUCUGCACUUCCUGUGUAGGCAGGAAACUGAACAGGUUUCAAAUAUGGAUCCAAUUAUCAGGUGUUAAUUUUAACAGCAACAACCUUUAAAGCUGGGCAGUUGGCCUCUCACAAAACAAGGCGCCUUCUUCCUGACCACAUUUGACUGAACAAAGCCGGUCCAUUACCAGUAAGAGGUGUGUAAUACACAGUAUAUGACUUUUAUAUUUGUGUUUGCUUUGCAAACCUACUUGGCCUGUGCUUUUCAAUGUGAUGUACAGUACAUUCUUUUGGUAUACUGAUAUGUAGGUGUUAUUUUGAGUUACAGUGUUAAAAACAGGCAAAUAUGGCAACAGCCAUAACUUUGUCAAAGUCUUGCACUAGUUUUCUGAUUAAUCUUAAGAAUAAUCUUGCUUUCCUUGUAAAGUGUAAAGUGUUGUUUUAAUCUUCCUUGUGUAUGCAUAGAAAUUAACAUAUCUGUUAACAUUACCCAAGGUUCUUUUCAAAAAUGAAACUAGCCAAAACAGCUGUAGCCAUGAAUGAACUGUAGUAUGUGGUAAAUUGAGUCUUUCUUCUCCUCAGAGAAGGUGAUGAGACCAUUUCUUUUCUGUUACAAGUAGAGUGGGACAGAAUGUGCUUACUUUAUAAUUCACAUAUUUUAAACAAACGUGUUAUUACUCAGUUAGGACUCCACUCCGCUUAACAUAACUUUGGACAAGAGGGGAAGGUACAAAAAUAGCCCUCAGUUUGAAAACGUUUGGGAUGUACUCUUCUGUGUCUGUUUUUGGGUUUUUUUCUUGUUCAUGAUGUUCAUUUGUGUUAACCUGCCAGCUGAAAGAUUAGUGGAGCAGGGCGGAGAAUCCGUCUUAACAGAGUGAGAGCACAUUGUGUGGUUGCAGAGGGGCCCCUAUAAGCCAAUAAAAGCUGACAUGUUGUUUCAAAUGUUGUGGCAGCAUUGGCGCACUAAUGUAAUCUCAAAUGACAGCUAUGAGCGCGUGCAUUCACUUUGAAGAUGGCUACAGUUUAUUUUUUUCACCGUAGUUGCGAGUUAAAGAUUUAUUGUAAGACCCUUGAAUGUGACACUGGCUUUAAUGUGAAUGGCCAACAUUUGUUUUUGUCUGUGCAACGUUUUGUACAAAAUAGCCACUCCACAGAGGAUUUGGCACAUUCCUUAGAUGAGAACUGAAGGCCAAAUGAAGAAGAUCAGGCAAACAUCCAACAUUUUAAAGCACUGCACUGCACGCAUAUAUCUGUGUACAUUGCGCCAAGCUUCCUGAUACAGUGUUAAAGCAAAAAAGAAAAAAAGGAAUACUGGUGAAUAAAGAUCCUUUGAACAAUA
This is a messenger RNA of Anguilla rostrata (American eel), 7251 nucleotides long. RefSeq names its product transient receptor potential cation channel, subfamily N, member 1 (gene trpn1). The record is from RefSeq and is a predicted model, not a curated record. Gene Ontology annotation, biological process: calcium ion transmembrane transport. The coding region runs from base 301 to 5196 and encodes 1631 amino acids. Gene Ontology annotation, molecular function: calcium channel activity; protein binding. The transcript has 28 exons. NCBI's taxonomy places the organism in Eukaryota, Metazoa, Chordata, Actinopteri, Anguilliformes, Anguillidae. Gene Ontology annotation, cellular component: membrane.